AGCAAACACUUCCAAGUCAACGAAGCUGAGCAAACGAGAGAAAAAUGGUGUCUAUGUGUCGACAGAUCCUAGGCCUGUCCCUGGCCAUUAUUGGUUUCUUGGGAGCGAUUAUUAUUUGCGCCCUUCCCAUGUGGAAGAUGUCUGCGUUCAUUGGAGCCAACAUCGUGACAGCACAGAUCAUCUGGGAGGGCUUGUGGAUGAACUGUGUGGUCCAGAGCACAGGACAGAUGCAGUGCAAAAUCUACGACUCGCUCCUGGCUUUACCUCAGGACCUGCAGGCUGCUCGGGCGCUUGUGAUCAUCGCCAUCAUUAUCUGCCUCUUUGGGCUCAUCCUGGGGAUUGCUGGUGGAAAAUGCACCAACUUUGUUGAGAGAGAAGAAUCCAAAGUAAAGGUGGCUAUCGCCAGUGGUGUGAUCUUCAUCGUGGCUGGAGUGCUGGUCCUGGUCCCCGUCUGCUGGUCAACUAACACCAUCGUCAGGGAUUUCUACAAUCCCAUUCUCACUGACGCCCAAAGGAGGGAGCUCGGGCCUUCUAUCUAUAUCGGAUUCGGUGCGGCUGCGCUGCUGAUCCUGGGAGGAGGUAUUCUGUGCAGCUCCUGCCCACCUAAAGAGGACAAUUACAACAUCAAGUACUCUCAGCCACGGUCCAUUGCCAACAGCAGAGCCUACGUCUGACAGUAAUCAAGCAUGCAAAGACUUUUUACUUACAAAGACCCUUUUUUCGUAAAAACCUCUUUAUUCCCAUCUCUGGAUUUUUUCCCCAAGGAGAAACGAAGGAAGGACAGUGUCUGAUAUGGCAUAGUUUAUUUACUGAGAUUUUGUGCUGUGAUUCCACAGAUCACUGAAAGAGAAAGUGUACAUUUAUGAUGAGAGGAAUCAAACUCAGGGAAGCGACGGAGAUCUGAAAUGUUAACUGUGUUUUUUGUUUUUUUUUAGAAACAAGCUGUUCUUGUAAUUGAUGUUUAAUAUGACAAUAUGAAUAGUUCCAUUAAUCAUUUAGGUAUCUGACUGUUAAUAAAUUACAAAGGCCAUGGUUUUAUAAAAUGUACAUUAACCUUCUACAUUUUUUCCAAAUAUAAAUUAGCAUUUUUGCACAAAGAUGCCUUAAUCGGUACAUUUGUCUUACCGUUUGUUUAUUAAAAUAAACGCUUCUGUAAAACAAUUUAUUAAUACUGCAUUGACUUCAUUUCAUAAUAAUAGUUUGACAGUACUGAAUAUUCUCACAUCAAAGAAAACAUUACAGAUCGUGCUGAAACUGUUGAAAACAGCGACAGAGGUGUUGGAGGAGACCUCCUGUAAACCCGGUUUUUAGCAAUGCUGUUAAAAAAAAAUCUCUAUUUUGCUGUAAAAAAAA
Messenger RNA from Sinocyclocheilus grahami, 1353 nucleotides. RefSeq names its product claudin-4-like. The record is from RefSeq and is a predicted model, not a curated record. Bases 45 to 674 code for a protein of 209 amino acids. Gene Ontology annotation, molecular function: structural molecule activity. The transcript has a single exon. NCBI's taxonomy places the organism in Eukaryota, Metazoa, Chordata, Actinopteri, Cypriniformes, Cyprinidae. Gene Ontology annotation, cellular component: bicellular tight junction; membrane.